Molecule: messenger RNA, 1444 nt
Organism: Sander lucioperca (pikeperch)
Lineage: Eukaryota; Metazoa; Chordata; Actinopteri; Perciformes; Percidae
Gene: echs1
Product: enoyl CoA hydratase, short chain, 1, mitochondrial
Exons: 9
Coding region: 16-1065 (349 amino acids)
Biological process (GO): fatty acid beta-oxidation
Cellular component (GO): mitochondrion
Molecular function (GO): enoyl-CoA hydratase activity
Source: RefSeq, a predicted model, not a curated record
GAUGCAGGCUCGUUCAUGCAGAUGAUUGCGAGAACGCGCAGCGCGGUCACGCAAAUCUGGAAAACUAGACAAAAGGUGGCGGUAACUCGAGUUCGUUUACUUCAUGAAAAACACCAACAAAGAAGAAGACGCGAGCGGAAAGAGCUGCCGGCGACAUUGACAACAACAGUUGCUGUCGUCGUCGCUGUCAUGGCUUUCCUCUGCAGAAGUGCUGCUUCGCUCCUGAAGUCCCCCAGAGCAGCGCCGGCUGUUCUGUCUGCGUGCCGCCUCUACAGCUCAGGUGGUCAGUAUGAGUAUAUUUUGGUGGAAAAGCGAGGUGAGAAGAGUGAUGUGGGUUUCAUCCAGUUGAACCGGCCCAAAGCGCUCAACGCUUUGUGUGAAGGGCUGAUGAGGGAGUUGAGGCAAGCCCUGGAUGUCUUUGAAGCUGACGGCGAAGUCGGAGCUAUUGUAAUCACCGGCAGCGACAGAGCCUUUGCUGCGGGAGCGGACAUUAAAGAGAUGCAGAAUAAGACUUUCCAGGAGUGUUACAGGACAGACUUCCUGGCUCACUGGAACAGAGUGUCCCAAUCAAAGAAGCCUGUAAUUGCAGCUGUCAAUGGAUUUGCUCUGGGUGGGGGCUGUGAGCUGGCGAUGAUGUGUGACAUAAUCUACGCCGGAGAGAAGGCGCAGUUCGGCCAACCAGAGAUCCUGUUGGGGACCAUUCCUGGGGCGGGUGGCACCCAGCGACUGACCCGUGCGGUGGGCAAAUCCCUGGCUAUGGAGAUGGUACUUACAGGAGACAGAAUUAAUGCGCAAGACGCCAAGCAAUCAGGUUUGGUGAGUAAAGUUUAUCCGGUGGACCAGUUGGUGUCUGAAGCUGUUAAAUGUGGCGAGAAAAUUGCUGCCAACUCCAAACUGGUCUCUGCUAUGGCUAAAGAGGCUGUUAACGCAGCUUUUGAAAUGACUUUGGCUGAGGGUAAUCAUUUUGAGAAGCGCUUAUUCCACGCUACCUUUGCUACAGGUGAUCAGAAAGAAGGCAUGACAGCUUUUGUGGAGAAGAGGAAGGCCAGUUUCCAGGACAGUUAAAAAAGAGCAGACCAAGCGCUCGGCCAGGAAGUUCCUGAUAUCAGCGAGUAAUUUCCUCAUCUGCAAUAAGUUGAAUGAUGCAAAAAUCCUGAUUGUAGUGAAACACAGAAGAUGUUUAAAGGAUUUGGUACUGUGUGAUUGCACAAGAGUGUCUUAUCACAGUGAAGCUCUACCUGCUGAGGUUUGGAGUGCAGUGGUGUUUGUACUCUUUGAUAACUGCCAAUGUGUCAUAGGAGGAAUCACUCUUGAUGACUUGUACUGACUUUGCUUUUUAAUGUUCACUAUCACAUUUCUCUGCAUUUUGUAGGGAACUUAUUUCUCUGUACAUUUUACAAAUAAAUAUCUAGAGUGCUUUUCAGUACUGAGACAUGAACGGAAA